Colletotrichum truncatum is the source of this 1113-nucleotide messenger RNA. RefSeq names its product nitrilase. Gene Ontology annotation, molecular function: catalytic activity. NCBI's taxonomy places the organism in Eukaryota, Fungi, Ascomycota, Sordariomycetes, Glomerellales, Glomerellaceae. The record is from RefSeq and is a predicted model, not a curated record.
AUGAGUUCAACAUCAGACGAAGCCGUUACAGAUUCUCAAGAAUCAUCAUACCUGUCAAUACGCCCCAAAGUGCCAGAAACCCCAAUAAAUUCCCAUUUUGCGCAACUAGUCAUGGCUCCAAAACUCAAAAUUGCCGCUAUUCAAGCCGAGCCUGUUUGGCAAGACCUUGAAGGAGGCGUCAACAAGUCCAUCGCACUGAUCGAGAAGGCUGCUAGCGAAGGUGCCAAUGUUGUGGGCUUCCCUGAAGUCUUCAUUCCCGGAUAUCCAUGGAGCAUAUGGGCUAAAUCCCCGACUGAUAACGUCCAAUUCAUGGAUGAAUAUUUCCGCAACUCCCUUGUAAAAGACUCUGAUGAGAUGAAGCGCAUUUGCGCCGCUGUCAAGGAGGCUGGUGUUUUUGUCGUGCUUGGCUACAGUGAAAGAUACAGAAACACCUUAUAUAUCGCGCAGUCUUUUAUCGACGAGAAUGGCGUCAUCGUUCACCACCGGCGCAAAAUCAAGCCUACUCAUGUCGAGCGCGCAUAUUGGGGCGAUGGCCAGGGAGAAUCUCUCCAGACAGUCGUUGCCAGCACGUCAUAUCCCGACGUCAGGAUCGGUGGCCUCAACUGUUGGGAGCACACACAGACAAUGCUGCGCUACUACGAGUACGAGCAGAAUGUCGACCUGCACGUCGCCAGUUGGCCAGUCAUCUGGGCCCAUCCAAAGGAUAAGAACGGUAAACCAGACCCCAAUUGGCCCGGCCAUAUCACAGAUGAGAUGAGCCUGCGUUUUUCCCAGAUUUUGGCUCUUGAGGGUGCGUGUUUUGUUAUGGUUUGCACACAAAUCUGCAGUGAGGAGUCCAAAAAGCGGUGUAGACUCGAGGACUUCGAAUACGCCAAUAACGAUCCAUCCCAUGGCGGAGGUUUCAGCAUGAUAUAUUCGCCUUGGGGUCAUGAGCUGGCUACGCGUCUUCCUCCUAAUGAGGAGGGCAUAUUAUACGCCGAAGUCGACCUUGCUGAGAAGGCAAAGGCGAAGCAGAACCUGGACAUCGUGGGACACUACUGUCGACCUGAUCAGCUCAGCCUUCGGGUCAACAGGCACCCUGCUCGACCUGUUCACUUUGCGGCUGACCCUUGA